Diceros bicornis minor is the source of this 963-nucleotide messenger RNA. RefSeq names its product olfactory receptor 52N2-like. NCBI's taxonomy places the organism in Eukaryota, Metazoa, Chordata, Mammalia, Perissodactyla, Rhinocerotidae. Gene Ontology annotation, biological process: G protein-coupled receptor signaling pathway. Gene Ontology annotation, molecular function: olfactory receptor activity; G protein-coupled receptor activity. The record is from RefSeq and is a predicted model, not a curated record. The transcript has a single exon. The coding region runs from base 1 to 963 and encodes 320 amino acids. Gene Ontology annotation, cellular component: membrane.
AUGGCUGGGGUCAACAGCUCCAGCCUGACCCCGGGAUUCUUUAUCUUGAAUGGUGUUCCUGGGCUGGAAACUGCGCACAUCUGGAUCUCCCUGCCAUUCUGCUUCAUGUACAUCAUUGCUGUGGUGGGGAACUGCGGGCUCAUUUAUCUCAUCUGCCAUGAGGAGGUCCUGCACCGGCCAAUGUACUACUUCCUGGCCCUGCUCUCCUUCACAGAUGUCACCCUGUGCACAACCACUGUACCCAAUAUGCUGUGCAUAUUCUGGUUCAACCUCAAGGAGAUUGACUUUAAUGCCUGCCUGGCUCAGAUGUUUUUUGUUCACAUGUUGACCGGGAUGGAGUCUGGGGUGCUCAUGCUCAUGGCCCUGGACCGCUAUGUGGCCAUCUGCUGCCCCUUACGCUAUGCCACCAUCCUCACCAGCCCUGUCAUCACCAAGGCUGGUCUUGCCACCUUCCUGAGGGGUGUGAUGCUCAUUAGCCCGUUCACUUUCCUUACCAAGCGCCUGCCUUAUUGCCGAGGCAACUUCAUUCCCCAUACCUACUGUGACCACAUGUCUGUGGCCAAGGUGUCCUGUGGCAAAGUCAAGGUCAAUGCUAUCUAUGGUCUCUUGGCAGCCCUCCUGAUUGGGGGCUUCGAUAUCUUCUGUAUUUCUGUGUCCUACACAAUGAUCAUACAGGCAGUGAUGAGCUUGUCAUCUGCAGAUGCUCGUCACAAAGCAUUCAGCACCUGUACAUCCCACAUAUGUGCUAUUGUCAUCACAUAUGUUCCAGCCUUAUUCACCAUUUUUACUCACCGCUUUGGGGGACAAAACAUUCCCCACCACAUCCAUAUUAUCAUUGCUAAUCUCUAUUUGAUGUUUCCCCCUACCCUGAACCCCAUUGUUUAUGGAGUCAAGACCAAGCAGAUCCGGGAAGGAGUGAUCAAGUUAUUUUUUAAGGAGAAAGAUAUCUUAGCUAUGAAAUAA